CUUCUACCAGCCAACCCCACCAGCGUCAGACCGGGCAGGGCAGGGCAGGGCAGGCAGAGAAAAAAAGCAAACCAGACGAGACGUCUCGCGUCCCGUCCCCCCGCUGCCGUUCCCCUUCUUCCGCUACCGCUACCGCUGCUGCUGCUGCUUCUACUGCGCUCCGUCGUCCGCGUCCCAGAUCCGGCAACCAACCGAUCUAGCGGCCUCCAGCAUGAUGGCGGCGGGGGCGGGGGUGAGGGCGGCGGGAGCCCUGGCGCUUGCGCUCGUGCUCGCGCUGGCGGGGGCCAACUCCGAGGGGGACGCGCUCUCGGCGCUGCGCCGCAGCCUCAGGGACCCCGGCGGCGUGCUCCAGAGCUGGGACCCCACGCUCGUCAACCCCUGCACCUGGUUCCACGUCACCUGCGACAGCGGCAACCGCGUCACGCGCCUAGAUCUUGGUAAUUUGAACUUAUCUGGUCAUCUGGUGCCUGAGCUUGGAAAAUUGGAGCAUCUGCAGUAUCUGGAGCUUUACAAGAAUAACAUUCAAGGAACAAUCCCGUCUGAGCUUGGUAACUUGAAGAACCUAAUAAGCUUGGACUUGUACAAGAACAACAUUUCAGGGACAAUACCUCCUGCCCUUGGAAAUUUGAAGUCCCUCGUAUUCUUGCGGCUCAAUGGCAAUCGUUUGACUGGGCCGAUCCCAAGGGAACUGGCUGGAAUUUCUAGUCUGAAAGUUGUUGAUGUUUCAAGUAAUGACCUGUGUGGGACAAUUCCAACUUCUGGACCAUUUGAACACAUUCCUCUGAGCAACUUUGAGAAGAACCCACGCUUGGAAGGUCCAGAACUACAAGGCCUGGCCGUAUAUGACACCAACUGCUAGAAGGCAACAUGAACAGAAGACUGGCUAGAGAAAGUAAUGGGCGUACAAGGUUACUGAAAAUCGGGUGAUAUAGAUUGUGUUAGGUCUGGUUCUGCUGCCACUAUGUAAUCCUUCCUGCAUAGCUCUUAUUUGCAACUUGCUUUCUGCAAGAAAGUUGCUGUAUGUUUUAGCAGAAUGCUUUCUGUCCGUGAAAGUACACUUGAAACUGCUUAUGACUGAAAUGAUAUUGUCAUUUUCCCUGCCACGAGUUUUUA
Messenger RNA from Setaria italica (foxtail millet), 1113 nucleotides. Its product is annotated as leucine-rich repeat protein 1. The transcript is spliced from 6 exons. The record is from RefSeq and is a predicted model, not a curated record. Gene Ontology annotation, molecular function: protein binding. The coding region runs from base 212 to 859 and encodes 215 amino acids. Lineage: Eukaryota; Viridiplantae; Streptophyta; Magnoliopsida; Poales; Poaceae.